ACACCCUCGACCUCCCUUCUCCUCAUUUCCCUUCUUUUCUUUCCCUCGAAGUCCAGAACAGAACUCGGAAACAAUCCCUUUCCGCAAACACCCAUCUCAAGCAAAGCAUCUUUCUCUUCUCUCCUUCCUCUAUAUCACCACCAAUCAUGUUCCUCUUCAAUUCACUCCCAACAUACACCCAUACGCAAAAGCCUCUCCCCCUUUCUCUCACAUUCAAUCAUCACCGCCCUUUCGGUUCACAAAAAUGGCCGCCCUAGAAUCCGGUUCAGCUCGGCUCGCCCCGUUCAAGUACUCGGACCGGGUCCAGCUGAAGGUCCUCCUCGACGGCGGGGCCGAGCUCGCGGGGAAGAGAGUGGUGGUCGGCGGCUGGGUGAAGUCGUCGAAGGAGGUCGAGAAGUCUGCGCCUCCUCCACCGUUGACGGACGAGACAAAAACGGAGGACGUGUCGUGCGUGGAGAUUAUUCAGUCUCGCAUCCCUUUGAUUCGUAACAUUUUGGAGGUUUUCGGAGGAAGUGGUUAUGCCGCACGCAAAAAACGUGACCCUGUUCCUCCUAAGCCUAUGCUUCCCAAGCCUUCCAUUGCCUAUCUGCUACUCACGGAUGGCUCCUGCGUUGCCACCCUUCAGGUUGUGGUUGAUUCCUCAGUAGCUUCACCCAGCUGUCUUCUGCCUACUGGAACCAGUAUAUUAGUGGAAGGUCUGCUAGAAAGGCCAUCAGCAGAGGGGAAGCAUGUUAUUGAGCUCAAAGCUGACAAAGUUCUUUACAUUGGGGCAGUAGAAGUUGACAAGUAUCCAUUAACAAAGAAACGAGUUCAACUGGAUAUUCUAAGAGAUUACUCCCAAUUUCGGCCUCGAACAACAACGGUGGCUACUGUCAUGCGAAUUCGCAGUGCUCUGUCUUCCGCAACUCACUCAUUUUUCAAGGACAAUGCAUUUUUUGAUGUGCAACUGCCAAUUAUAACAACCACAGACUGUGAAGGAUUUAGCAACAUGUUCCAGGUUACUACCCUGGAUCAGAAAGCAGAAAAGGAGAAGCUAAAUACCAUUUAUGAGACUCAAGGUGUUAACCUUGAACAUGUGAAGGAAGCUGCAAAGGAGAAAAGCAACCUGGUCGAAACUUUAAAAAGAAGUGAAAGCAAUAGGGAGGCACUGACUGCUGCAAUUCAGGAUCUGCGGAAAACAAAUGAACUGGCAUCACAAAUUGAAGCAAGAGAAAAGAGAAAAUUAGGAACUUCAUCAAAGAAUGUAAAAGAAGACUCUUUGAAAGACUUUUUCCUUUCCAAAGCUUAUUUGACUGUCUCUGGCCGUUUACAUCUCGAGAGCUAUGCAUGUGCUCUUGGUAGUGUCUACUCAUUUGGACCUAGAUUUCAAGCAGAUGAAACAGAUUCUGCAAAACAUGCUGCGGAAAUGUGGAUGGUUGAGGUUGAAAUGGCUUUUGCUAAAUUAAAGGAUUCCAUGAACUGCGCUAAUGACUUAUUCAAGCACCUCUGCAGGUGGGUUUUGGAAAAUUGCUCUGAAGAUAUCAAGUUUGUUGCUAAAAGAAUUGACUGCACGUGCGUUGAUCGUCUUCGGCAUGUUAUAUCAAGUUCCCCUGAAAUGAUAUCCUAUAAUGAAGCUAUAAAUGUUUUCAAAAAGGCUGAAGAUAAGAAAUUUGGAACAAAGUUUGAUUGGGGUGUUGUACUCAAUUCGGAACACCUAAGCUAUCUAGCUGAUACCAUCUACAAAAAGCCGGUUAUGGUAUACAAUUAUCCAAAAGAAGCUAAGCCAUUUUACGUUCAUGUGAAUGAUGAUGGAAUGGUAGCUGCAUUUGACCUGGUUGUCCCAAAGGUGGGAACAAUAAUUUCUGGUAGCCAAAAUGAGGAACGGCUUAACAUGAUAAGCUCGAGAAUUACCGAAUUGGGUUUGCCACGAGAGAAGUAUGAAUGGUACUUGGAUCUUCGUAGAAAUGGAACAAUCAAACACUCUGGGUUCACUCUAAGGUUUGACCUUAUGGUCCUUUUUGCAACUGGCCUUAGCAAUGUUAGGGAUGUUAUCCCUUUUCCAAGAAGUUAUGGUAAGGCCAACAACUAAUGAGAUUUUGGCCAAGAUUCAAGUUGCGGAUUCAAACGUCCAAUGUUUGUGACAGGAGGAAAGCAAGACACUGUAUGAUUAUUGAUUAUGUAACAUAUACAUGUAUGCCAAAUGUAUAUAAGGAAUUAUUGAAAUGAAGUUGAUCUAA
Lotus japonicus is the source of this 2216-nucleotide messenger RNA. RefSeq names its product asparagine--tRNA ligase, cytoplasmic 2. NCBI's taxonomy places the organism in Eukaryota, Viridiplantae, Streptophyta, Magnoliopsida, Fabales, Fabaceae. Bases 245 to 2068 code for a protein of 607 amino acids. The record is from RefSeq and is a predicted model, not a curated record. Gene Ontology annotation, biological process: asparaginyl-tRNA aminoacylation. Gene Ontology annotation, cellular component: mitochondrion. The transcript is spliced from 8 exons. Gene Ontology annotation, molecular function: asparagine-tRNA ligase activity; ATP binding.